UCUGUGUUUACACGCGUGUAGUUUGCAUAACAAAGACGUAUUUGCUAAUUCGUCUUAGGCGAAAGAAAACUCGAGAGUGAAUUAUGGCGGAACAAAUUCAAGAAGAAGAAGAAGAAGAAGUGAUUCUGUUAACCAGCGAUGAGAUUGUCGAGGCAUUUAGGUUGCCUUUGACCGUGCAGAAACGAAAGCCCGUCGAAGCAAUUCCCUCGAAAUACAAAGGCAGAACGGUGAUAAGAGUUGGUUCUUAUAACAUGCUUAGCUUCACAAAGCAGAAAGCAAACAAUCCUGGUGUCAGAGAAGUCAUUUGUAUGACUAUUUUGGAACACGGAAUAAGCAUUUUGGCCGCACAAGAGUUGGCCGAAGAAGGAGCUUUAGAAAUGAUACGAGAUGAGCUAAACAAUCCAACGACACCAAAUCUCAAGCGCUGGACAGGACAUCGCGGAAAAUGGGAAUGCGUGACGUCCGAGGUCGCGGGCAGGAUGUACAGAGCAUCCGAACGCAAUGGCUUUCUCUGGGAUACUAGCCGUAAGAUUGAACUGAAAGAUCAUGGUUUAUUGGAGAGAAAACAACGGAGAAGAGGGGAAAAGAAAGAUUUUGCACGAAAACCAUUCAUCGGAUAUUUCAAGGCUUACAGAUUUGAUUUUGUUAUGCUCAGCGUUCAUUUAAAGGCAACAGGACUUGAAAAUGAAGAUAUCGAACGAUUACAGGGUGAGAUCGACACCAUACCAAAUAUAUUCGAGGCGAUCUGUGAAAGCAUGCCAGGAGAAGACGAUAUUAUGGUUGCUGGUGAUUUUAAUCUUACGCCAACCGAUGAAUCGUUCGAUGAUUUCCGCGACGCUAAAUUUGUGAACGCUAUUCAAGAUGGUACACACACCAACAUCAGUCCGACAAACCUCGAAGGCUCGAUGACGUACGACAACAUCUGGAUUAAACAAUCUGGGAGAGCUGAUAGACAAGAGUAUACCGGACGUUCUGGUGUUUGUCGUGAGGGUCAAACCCAUCAAUGGAUUCCCAGUAACAGCAGUAAGAGUGUACCAGGAGUGCCAUCUGACCACUGCAUGAUCUGGGCCGAGUUUUUCUACGGCAGAGAUUAUGAUGAAUACGAUGAAGAUGACCUGAGUUUGGGGAAAUCGAAACGAUACAAGAUGGGAGACAGCGGUGAUGAAGACGAUUCUUAGUUAAAUCGUUUUUAAAAGAAAAACAUGUUUUAUUUUUUUAAGUUAGUUUCUUCUAUUGUUUGAUCUUUAGAAAGAAAAUCUUGCGGUUCCUCAUUCUAUAUGAAAGGCCUACAAUUAAACCUUUUCACCUCGUUCUAA
Molecule: messenger RNA, 1316 nt
Organism: Dendronephthya gigantea
Lineage: Eukaryota; Metazoa; Cnidaria; Anthozoa; Malacalcyonacea; Nephtheidae
Product: endonuclease/exonuclease/phosphatase family domain-containing protein 1-like
Exons: 9
Coding region: 84-1178 (364 amino acids)
Source: RefSeq, a predicted model, not a curated record